GUACACGUUCAUGUGCGCCAAGAGAGGAGAAACUUUUUUUUGAUGUACAGAUGCGAUAUCGUCGCACAAUGUUUGAUUAAUGAUAAAACUUUUGUUCAUCGUAAUGUAGUUCUUACACCGCCAGCCAGGACGUAAGAGCACCAAACACGAUUAGCGACACAGUGUCAGAAAAGAAUCGAUGUAAAAUGGAAACGGCAGAAAUCGACAACGAACAGGGUCAUGCAGAUCCCAUAAAAUUGCCAGCUGCGGUUGAGGUGUUUGCAAAUUUGAAAAAUGCUCAAAAAUUCGCAAUUGAUAUCGGCUUAUCAUUGACAAAAAUAGCUUAUUACUCAACAGUUAGUUAUCGUAAAGCAUUGUAUGAGGAUGCAGGUUUAGGAAACAGUGGAGAGCGAGCAUAUAAAGUAUAUGAAGGAAGUAGACUACAUUUUGUUAAGUUUGAAACACAAUACAUUGGAAACUGUUUAGAUUUUGUAAAAGAGAAUUUAGUAAACGUUGAAAGGUUUCAUGGUAAAAGCAUUAAAGUCACUGGUGGAGGAGCAUACAAAUAUACUGCUUUAUUACAAGAAAAAUUAGGCUUGAUAGUUGAUAAGGAAGAUGAAAUAGCAUGUUUGAUAAAAGGUUGCAAUUUUUUACUUAAAAACAUACCGUGUGAAGCAUUCGAAUUUGAGAGGCAUGGAAAUCCUGAAUAUAAAUUUCAAAAGGCUGGUCCUAAUAUAUUUCCAUAUAUGUUAGUGAAUAUUGGUAGCGGUGUUAGUAUUAUGAAAGUGGAAUCCGAUAAAGUAUUUGAGAGGGUUGGUGGCACAGCUACUGGAGGAGGAACCUUUUGGGGUCUAGGAUCUUUGCUGACAAAAAGAAAGGGCUUUGAUGAAUUGCUGCAACUUGCAGAACGAGGAGAUCAUCGUAACGUUGAUAUGUUAGUGAAAGAUAUUUAUGGAGGUGAUUAUUCUUCUCAAGGACUACCUGGAGAGCUUAUUGCAUCUUCUUUUGGCAAAGCAAUGUCUUGCAACAAUAAUAACGGGCGGCCAAAAUUUUCCGAAGCUGACCUUGCAAGAAGUCUUCUGUUCACAAUAAGUAAUGACAUUGGACAAAUAGCUAGUUUAUAUGCAACUGUGCAUAAAAUGAAAAAUGUUUAUUUUGGAGGAUAUUUUCUUCGUAAUCAUCCUUUAUCAAUGCAUACUAUUUCAUAUUCUAUCAAAUACUGGUCACAUGGUAACGUGAAGCCACUUUUCUUACGUCAUGAGGGCUACCUUGGCGCAAUUGGAGCAUUUUUAUAUGGUGCUGAGCAAUCAGAUGAGCAUAGCUGGUUAGAAAAUUAUGCAGGUUCUUCAGGAUUUAAGGAUUCAAUAUCUACUGAUCUUGGAAUUAAAGUUGAUCAGCUGGAAAUAGAUCAAGCAGAAAAUGCUGUUACAUUUUGUCCAUUUUUAAAGGAUCCUGCAACUUACAAUCCUGACACAACAGAUCUUGCAGAAGAUAAAGAAGCUAGAGAUUAUUGGCUUCAGUGUUUUGAAGAAUCAGUGGAUAAAUUUGUGGCAAGAGCUAUCCAUAGUCAGCCUCAUAGUCCAACUGCUAAAAAUCGAGCAACAAAACUUAAAGAGAAAUAUGUUAAUAGACUACAUUAUCUACAUUUGCAACCAUUUGCAUAUGGAACCCUCACUGUAAGAGUAUUAUUGGAUACUAUUGAACACUGUAUGAAGGAAUUCGACUUCCCCGAUCCCUAUUUGCACCAAAAGAAAAAGGAAAAUGAAGAAGCGUUAAAACACUUAAAAGAACGAAUAACUGUUUUGGAUAAAUUGAAGGGAUCAGAAAAAAUAGAAACUUUAAUAUUAGGUGUUUUAAGCGGUAACAUGUUUGAUUGGGGUGCACAGGCUGUUGCUACUUUGAUGGAAACAUCGGACUUUGGUUUCGCUGAAGCUGAGGCAAAGAUACCAGGUAGACCAUGGUUGCAGGACGAUUUAGAUGAUUGGAUAGAAAGAUUGGAAACUGGACCACCCCAUAAGUGUGCAGCUAUUUUUGUUGACAAUAGCGGAGUUGAUAUAGUGUUGGGAAUUUUGCCAUUUACGCGUGAUUUAUUACAGCGGGGAACGAAGGUUAUAUUGUGCGCUAAUUCUAUGCCAGCUCUGAACGAUGUAACAUAUCCAGAACUGGUUGUAACGUUAAGAGAUGCAGCAAAAAUAUGUAAAGUUAUUAAGCACGCACUGAAAGAAAAUCGACUGAUCGCUAUGGAAACAGCUCAAGCAGGUCCUUGUCUUGAUUUGAGCCGCCUGAAUCUCGACUUGUGUCUCGCGAUGGUAAAACAUAACGUUGAUCUUAUUGUGCUCGAGGGAAUGGGCAGAACUCUUCAUACUAAUCUUUAUGCAAAGUUGACUUGCGAAUGUUUAAAAUUGGCAGUUGUAAAAAAUCGGUGGCUCGCGCUUCGUCUGGGUGGUGAUAUGUAUGCCGUAAUAUGCAAAUAUGAGCGGCCACCAGCGAAAACGAAAAUUUAUGAUAUAAGUGUGACGGAAAAGUGUCCAUCGGAAUGUAUGGAGGUAGCAGCACGAAUUUGUACAUGCGAGGAUCAUGAUUGA
Messenger RNA from Dufourea novaeangliae, 2564 nucleotides. RefSeq names its product pantothenate kinase 4. Gene Ontology annotation, molecular function: pantothenate kinase activity; ATP binding. Gene Ontology annotation, cellular component: cytosol; nucleus. NCBI's taxonomy places the organism in Eukaryota, Metazoa, Arthropoda, Insecta, Hymenoptera, Halictidae. The coding region runs from base 186 to 2564 and encodes 792 amino acids. The transcript has 13 exons. The record is from RefSeq and is a predicted model, not a curated record. Gene Ontology annotation, biological process: coenzyme A biosynthetic process.